Messenger RNA from Mercenaria mercenaria, 3330 nucleotides. RefSeq lists its product as uncharacterized. Bases 159 to 872 code for a protein of 237 amino acids. The transcript is spliced from 2 exons. Gene Ontology annotation, molecular function: zinc ion binding; nucleic acid binding. The record is from RefSeq and is a predicted model, not a curated record. Lineage: Eukaryota; Metazoa; Mollusca; Bivalvia; Venerida; Veneridae.
UUAUUCUCGUUUCGAAAUUAUCAGGCUGUACGGUAAUUUAUUGAUUUUGUUUGGCGGGAAUUUAGAACGGGGUUUUCGUGGUAAUUCGGGGGUAUUUAAGCGUUACACAGGUGUAGUCGUCACUUGAGGCUAGAAUUUUGACAGCAAUACACAUCAGGAUGACAGAUGAAUCGAGUGUUGAACUGAGGAAACAGGUUGUUUCAGAUUUAGAGCAGCUUUUCGACAGCAAAUUUUCACAGCUCAAGAGGGAUUUGACAGCAGAUUCUGAGUGGAUAGCAGAAAACACGAGAAAGAAGGUUAGAACUGAUAAUUCAAUUACUUUAAAAAACUUGUCAAACAGGAAACAAUUUUCGUUUAACUCAGAGAUUCUUGACUUGUUGGCUUCUAUUAAAAAGGCAGUUGAGCUUAGAGAGGCAAAAAAGGCCUAUGAGUUUAUUGAAGAAGCUUCUGACAAAAUUAAGCACAGAAAUAAAUUGAUCAGAAUCGCUGACAAUUCGCCCACUGGUUGGGCAACCAUCCAAGAAUAUGAAUUGUAUGAUAUGGCCAGCGACUCCGAUGAUGACAAGAGAAUUCGUAGGGCUGAAGAGAGAGCAAAAAACAAAAUUGAAAAAUCUAAAAAGUCUGAAAGUCCUUCAAAUAUUAAUCAUGCUGAUCAGUCUUUUCGCAGCUUUCGUGGUAAAAACAACGGCGCCAGAACUCCAAUGGCGGGAAGAUUCGUUCAGAGAGGAGAAGUCGUCUGCUUCAAAUGCGGAUUGGGAGGACAUUUCGCUUCCGGCUGCGCAACAGACAUUUCCCAAUCAGGAUCCAUGGGCUCCACGCCAGCACCAACUUCCGGUUCAGCAACAACUGUGGCAGAACAAUCCAAGAAGUGAAAGCUUGCAUUGCGACCAUCAUGGCCUCUAUAGUACUCAGAGAUGGACAGAUGUUAAAAAUCAUUGUUUUUUGAUUUCGGACCAGCCCGAGGAAUUGUUCUCAGAAGUAAAAAGUACUGUUUCAAGCGGAAAAGAACAAUCUACUACACGUCACUUAUGCAUACUACAGGGAGAUAAUGAAGUGUUAUGUACACAGGUCGCUGUUUGCAGAAUACAAGGCGAUAUUGCAGUCUUAUAUGAGAGGUCAGUUUAUGCAGGAUACAGAGUGAUAGUGUAAUGUUAUGUUCACAGGUCACUAUACUUUAUAUAGAAUACAGUGUGGAAACACAAUAUUAUGUUUACAGGUCACUUUAUGUAGAAUACAAGGUGAUAGUAUUAUGUUCACAGGUCAUUUUAUGCAGAAUACAGGGCAAUAUCUAACGUUCACAGGUUUUUUAUGCAGAAUACACGGUGAUAAUGAGAUGUUUGGUACAUACUUCCCUUAAUGUAGAAUACAAAGGGGAAAUGAAGUGUUAUGUUCAUCGGUCACUUAAUGCGGAACAGGUUGCUUUAUGUGGAACGUACGGAUGAUAUCCUUCGGAGUUAUGUGCCCAGUUUACAUUAUGUUGUACGCACGGGUGAUAUCCUCAUGUUAUGUGCCCAGGUUGCUCUAUGUGGAACGCACGGGUGAUAUCUUUCGGAGUUAUGUGCCCAGGCUGCGUUUAUAUUAAAACUUGUUGUACGCACGGGUGAUAUCCUUCGAGUUAUGUGCCCAGGCUGCGUUGUAUUAAAACUUGUUGUGCGCACGGGUGAUAUCCUUCGAGUUAUGUGCCCAGGCUGCGUUAUGUUUUACGCACGGGUGAUUUCCUUAUGGUAAUGUGCCCAGGCUGCGUUAUGUUUAAUACACGGGUGAUAACUUUUGGGUUAUGUGCCCAGGUUGUAUUAGUUGGUUCGCACGGGUGAUAGCCAUCUGGUUAUGUGCCCAGGCUGCAUUAUGUGGAACACACGGGUGAUAGCCAUCUGGUUAUGUGCCCAGGCUGUGUUAUAUGGAAAAAACAAAUUGAUGACAUGUCCAGUUGACAAGAUGGUUUUGGAGAUGCAUGGAUCUGAUGUUGUCGAUAGAAUAGUGAUUGUAGCUUGGUUAUGGUGUGAUGUCAUGUCCACUGCUGACUGUUUGAGAUAAGUAUUGUUAACUUCUUGUUUGUGGCGAGAAAAUUAUACCUGAAUCGGUUGUCUUACAAUUUUGCUUCUAUUCAUCCAUAUAUUUCUAUAUUUUACUUAGACUGUUUAGUACACAGUUAGUUAGCUUCUUUUUGCUUUCACUGAACUGUUUUAGACUAAAAUAUCUAAUUAUUAAUUUCUCUUCAGAUAUAUUGUUCGUACGAAUAAUAGAAGUAUCAUGAUACAACAAUAAGAAUACAUUUGUUUCGAUAGUAAAAUAAGUAUGAAAGUAAUGCUUUCUUUAUAGCUUUCAGAAUAUACUGAUGAUUAUUUUAUUACACUCGUACUUUCUGAUGACAUCAUACUGAAUGACAUUUGAAUAUUUUAGAACUGAAUGGGCAGAUUUGAUAUAAAAUAGUACGAACCUGGAUUGGAUGCUGGAUGCACAGGAGGGCACAAUAACUGCAGUUGAGGUUAAGAAUGUUAUAGUUACAAGUCUUCAAAUUAGCACCAGAUGUUAAGAUGGUAUCGUAUGUUAUUUGGUAUUUCUUGGUAAUUUUUCCCUCUUUGUUGAACUUGAUAUUUGCUGUCAAAAUACAUAGUCUAAACCUAUACUGAAUCUGUUUUUUGUUCUGAUAAUUGAGAUUAGAGAAUAAUUGAUUUACUCACAGCUUUAGUGUGAGUAAGUGAAAUUAUUCUCGUUUCGAAAUUAUCAGGCUGUACGGUAAUUUAUUGAUUUUGUUUGGCGGGAAUUUAGAACGGGGUUUUCGUGGUAAUUCGGGGGUAUUUAAGCGUUACACAGGUGUAGUCGUCACUUGAGGCUAGAAUUUUGACAGCAAUACACAUCAGGACCCACCCACCCUCCCUUAUUUCAAGCUGAACUAAACUAUUUAAUGGACCAUGGAUAUAUCAGAGUUAUAGCUUUAUCGCUUUAUAAAAUAAGAAUUAUUGUGAUCCGACUUUAGAAUAAUUAAUUACACUAUCAUUUGGAUUCAAAAACAUGAAUAAUAUACAUUUAGAAUCAUAACUUUAAAUAAUGGUUUCGGAAAGCUGAGUAUUUUAGUUUUGAGUAACACGUUUGUACGAUUAUUAAAAGUAUGUGUUAGUUUCGUUUCAGAAUAUCUUAAAGAAUCAAGCUUACAAUCCAUGCCAAAGCCUGAUGGGUACAACAAGAGGAAAUCCACACUAUAGAAAUGUUGUAUUUACUCCGCGAAAAAUGUUAAGAUAUUUGCUGUCAAAAUACAUAGUCUAAACCUAUACUGAAUCUGUUUUUUGUUCUGAUAAUUGAGAUUAGAGAAUAAUUGAUUUACUCACAGCU